AACAGGACCAGGCACAACAAGGGUGCAGGCGAAGAGGAGAGAGGGCUGCCCAGAGAGCAGACAAUCCAGGGCUUGAGGAGUCUGGGUGUGUGGUUUAUUUUUUCUCCCGACAAAGACACACACUGUCUAAACUGUGUGGCUAGUUGUUAUUAAGAAACUGCUGUAUGAGUGAAAAAAAAUGUAUUUCAUAAAAGGCCCAGUGUUUGUGGUCUUCUUGGGCUCACUGCUGAGCUCAGGAAACCCUGAGGUGUGACCAGUUUUCAGCCUUCAAAACCAAGAUGAACUGCCCUUGAGAAGGGUGCUCAGAGGAAAACCAUGUUCACCCUCUCUCUCCUGAGCCGGGGACAUGGCAAGCUGGUCCAGAACAAACAGAAGCUAGAAGUCUAUUUUGAACCGGAGGAUUACUUGAACUGGAAGUCCCCGGAAGAUUACAUCCUGGUCAGAAAACCAGAGGAUGAGGGCAAUGCUGACCAGCACACAUGGAGCCUCUUUCUUCCUAAAACAUUCAGCACUAGAAAAGGCGCCCUGAUCCUCUACUCGGAAGGUUUGGCUAUUUCAGCAUGGACUCCCGAAGAGAGGAGAAAAGGCCCCUACCGCCCCAAAGGCCGCAGGAAGAGGCCAGAUCUUGAACUGCGCACACUGCAGGACCUCAAGGAAGCCAUCCUGGCAUACGGAAGGAGACAGAGAGAGCAGGACAGAGCCUGGCAGCCGUACCUUCACUUCCGAAGCCAACCAGAAAGCCAGGGCCUGCGGCAGAUCCAACCUGGGUACUCAGCCAAGAGAUACCUCCGCGGCCUCUUGCGGACAUGGCCCCCUGGCACCAUAUACAAGCUCCAAUGUGCAGGAUAUAUCAAGGAUUCUGUGCUGCUUCAGGACAGUCAACUUAACGUACUAAAGAAUCUCAGACCACAACAGGACCUUUCAGGUGUACCCCUCAAAUACCAUCUCCUGCCUGUCUUCCCUCCAUUUUGGAUUCAACAAGGAAAAUCUUUUGGACAAGGUCAGAAGGACCUGGAUGAAGGGGAAGCUGGGGCUGGUGGACAAGUGGACCAGGGCUCUGUAGCCAAGGACCGUGGCAUCCAGGGGACUUGCUUGCCACCACUCAGGAAGCAGCCCUGGCAGGAAGAUGAAACCCAGACAGAGGACAUGUCAAAAGACAAUCACCAUUGUAUCCACACUUCAAAAGAAAGCCACCGUGAAAAAGCACAGCAAACCUCCAAGAGGACCCUCGGGCAUGCCCUCUUCGAUCACUCUUGGCUCCUGCAUGACAAAUCCCACACGACAUUCUACUACGGAGGCACUUUCCCCAACAGGAAGGCAGACCUCAGCGACAAACAAGCGACUAUGAAGCUGCACCACGGCAGAAGCAGCCACUUGUUCAAGGAGCCUCCUGCUGAACGAUGUCUUUUCCCUCCGGUAGCAUCUGCUGCUGGCUCAGAAAAAAACAUGCCUGGGGACAUGAAGAAGAAAAAGGCACCUAAAGCUUUGAAAUUACCUCUUAUCUCAGAAGAACCACCCAGAGUCCUGGACCCCCUGAGGAGUCAACUUAAAGCCAGUGAGCCCCCAGCAGAGCUCUUCAUCUUCCCUGUGGAGAUUCAUUGUCAUAGCCAACACCCGCCAAAAGGCAAGGCACAAAGAAGAGGUGCUCCACAGCCUGAGUCAGCACCAGAAACAGAAGAAGAGUACACGCCGUCAUGGAGACCUCCCCUGAAGCAGGUGUCCCUAAGGGGGUCAAGGGCGUUAAGAGUGCAUCUCCCAAUGGACACAGACAGGGACACACUCUCGCCUCAAGAGGAUGUUGCUCCGCCCCAGAAGGGGACCUCAUCACCAUCCCUGAGGAAAGGAAAGGAAAGUCCAGAGAGCCAGAGAGGCCCAGACAGCCCCAGGACAUCAGGCCGCAGCAGCCCCACAGGCCCCGCACGUGAGAGACCAGCUGGGGGGGCACUUCCAGCAGCAGGACAAGAAAAAUCUGGAGACCCUACAUCGGGACACUUCUUGCAAGGUCCAGGUGGAGAAAACAUCUGCCUGUCCCUCCCAGGGCCCACCCACACCCAGGAGCUUCUGUCAGGGGAAGCCUAUGAAUCUGUCAGUUCAAAUGCCAGCCACGGAGAGGAGGAAUCUAGUAUUCAACAUCUAUUAAAAGUAAAUGCUGAAUCCAGAACAGAUCUUCAUAUGAAUCUUAAUGAGACCUCACCUUUGACUCAAAAGCCAGAGAAUCAGGGAGCCCAGCAGUCCUUGGAGGCAGCAGCUCAGAAGACAGGAGAGCCUCAAAGUUGUAUAAAUAAAGGGCUGAUAUGUUCAAACAGAAAAGAAUUUUACACGCGCAAGCUGCACCUCGACAUGACGCCGUUCCUGAAGGCAAGUAGAGAAGAGAUGGAUGAUCAUGAAGAAGGCGGAGAACUCAGAGAAAAUCAUCCAGACGCUCAAGACCCAGUGCGGAGGAAUAUGACCCUUGACCCUCUUUGGGCUUCCCUGGCCGAGCACAUGCAGACCCCUGAAGCAGAUACUGUCCAAAAGGCGGGCAAAGAUUAUAAUGUACACCAUCGGCACAGAGGACUUUCAGGACAUGGGCCUGACUCACCAGAAGGGCUGGAUCCUACAGACACAUCUUUUCUUCCAAGAGGAAAAGAAGGGAAGACUGAGCCAAGGCUGUUCAACCAGAAGACAUCAAACAACAUCAGUAACGAGAUGGAAUUGAUUGAAAAAGCCAAGAGCAGGAAAAGGGCCAAGACAGAUAAGUCCAAGGCACCCAAGAGGGAGAAAGAAGGAAAACUCCAUGAGGAAGCAGAGGCUGCUGUUGGAAAGUCAAAGGAAUCAAAAGCUGAAAAGAAAUCACAGCUAAUUCCCAAAGGAAAAAAACCAGGAGCCAAAGGGAAAAGGACACGGAAGGAGGGGAAUCUGGAAACAGCUGCAGAGCUGAGUGGGCCUGAUGGCAUUAACUCUAAGGAAACCAAAGACCGCUCAGGUGGAGGUUUCUUCCGCUCAGGCUCUGGUGUAGAGGACCCUUGGCUCUCUUCCAAAGUUGAGGCUCCUGAGAGCCAAGUUUCUAUAGAUGGAAGGUCAUCACCCACCCAGACUGCAGCUGUCCCUGGAAACAUGGAACCCGAAGAAGAGAGAAGCCACGAGGACCCUUCCAAGGCCUUCCUCGUCAAGAGGGAACAAGAGAAGGCUUCCCGGGACAGGCUUCGAGCAGAGCGGGCCGAGAUGAGACGGCUGGAGGUGGAGAGGAAGAGAAGGGAGCAGGAGGAGCAGAGGCGGCUCCAGCAGGAGCAGCUGGAGAGGGCAGAGAGGAUGAAGGAGGAACUGGAGCUGGAGCAGCAGCGCCGCGUGGAGGAAAUCCGCUUGAGGAAACAGAGACUUGAGGAAGAACGACAGCGGCAGGAGGAGGAGGAGAGAAGGCAGUGGCUCCAGUUGCAAAUGGCCCAGGAGAGAGCUCGGCAGCAACAGGAGGAGUUCCGGAGGAAAUGUCAGGAGCUGCAGAGAAAGAAGCAGCAGGAGGAAGCUGAGAGGGCUGAGGCAGAAAAGCAAAGGCUGAAGGAGUUAGAAAUGCAGCUAGCAGAAGAGCAAAAGCACCUGAUGGAAAUGGCUGAAGAAGAACGGCUGGAGUACCAGCGGCGGAAACAGGAAGCAGAAGAGAAGACUCGGCGGGAAGCAGAGGACAGAUGGCAGAAGGAAAAGGAAGCGGCAAGGUUGGCUCAGGAGGAAGCCAUGAAACAAGCCCAGGAUCAAGCCAGGCAAAAAGACGCUUUGAAGAAACAUCUUCAUUUCCACCAAGAACUCCAUAAGGAAGCCAGUGGCCUACAGUGGACACACAACAUUUCCAGACCAUGGGUCUACUCUUACUUCCACUUCCUACAAAUACCAAGACCUUAA
Messenger RNA from Bubalus bubalis (water buffalo), 3873 nucleotides. Its product is annotated as KIAA2012 ortholog. The coding region runs from base 316 to 3873 and encodes 1185 amino acids. The transcript has 23 exons. The record is from RefSeq and is a predicted model, not a curated record. NCBI's taxonomy places the organism in Eukaryota, Metazoa, Chordata, Mammalia, Artiodactyla, Bovidae.